AUGUCUGCCGCCCGCAUUUUGCACUGGUUCGAGUCUCAGCUCGACAACACCAACAUCGGCAACAACGGCUGGAACUUCCAGGUGGCCAAGGCGGUCGCGGCCAACUCGGCGGCUCCCACGUACAACCUGGUUUGGCAGUCGCGGGCGCUCGCUCCCAGCACCACCCUCUCGUGGAAGGUGGAGUAUGCGCUAGGCUGGACGGCGACGGUGCCCGGCCAGGGCGUGCAGGUGCAGAUCCAGGGCAACUGGCAGCCGUGCAACAAGGGCGAGUCCUUCGACAUCAACUCGCGCGGCUACUGGGAGCCGUCGAAGGGCCCCGCCAACCCCGACAACGCGGGCUGGCUCCAGGUCGGUAACGUCGACUACGCCUACCCGGGGGUGCUCGGCCUGCACAUUGUCGUGGGCAUGCGCAACGCCCAGACCAACAUGUUUGAGCCCAUCUUCAUCGACAAGGCCGCCCUGGGCCCCGGCAGCUCGGCACGCUACCAGCCGCAGGAAACGGUCAGCUGGUGGCUCGAGGGUGGCAACCUCACGGGCCAGGUCUUCACCCACACCCAGUCGCGCUCGGCCUCGCAGGACUUCACCAAUCCGAGCGACCCUCUGACCGGCGCGUUUGAGUGGUCGACCUCCUUCCUCACCGUCAGCAGCACGUGGAUCACCGCCGCCGGCCGCCCGCCCCAGGCGCUCUGGACCCCGCCGCCCUCGGCCGCGGCCGCGCUGGAUGGCCUGAGCCUGGGAGGCCCGCCGCCGGUGGAGCUGCAGCUCGACUACGCCAGCUGGAUAGUCACCUUUACCAUCCCCCUGGCGGGCGCCGCGAUCGCCGCCGCCGCGAGUGCGCUGUACGCCAAGCUCAAGGACCGCUUCAAGAAGCUGGAGGUCACGGUCUACGGCAAGGACGGCUCCAAACUCCACGUCGAGUACGAGUUCGGCAGCGGCAUGGGCGCCAACCCGGGCACCGUCGGCUUCCUGGGCAUCCCGAAGGGCGCUGUCGGCGGCCCCGCCGACGCCAUCGAGAAGGCGCUCGCCGCGAUGAAGGCCAGCGGCGAGAUCCCCGCCGACGAGACCUGGACCGUGACGGCGUCUCCUACAUUGCUCUCGGACGACCCCUCGCCCUCCGCCGCCGCCGCGUACCCUGGCAACUUUGCCUUCCGCUUCCCCGACGGCGUCAAUGGACACCAGCAGCAGCAGCAGAACAUUGUCUCCAAGUCGCCCUACGCCCAGGCCGCCUACUCUGGAGGUGCGGUGGUGGCGUAA
This is a messenger RNA of Chaetomium strumarium, 1254 nucleotides long. RefSeq lists its product as uncharacterized. NCBI's taxonomy places the organism in Eukaryota, Fungi, Ascomycota, Sordariomycetes, Sordariales, Chaetomiaceae. The transcript has a single exon. The record is from RefSeq and is a predicted model, not a curated record. Bases 1 to 1254 code for a protein of 417 amino acids.